Molecule: messenger RNA, 2285 nt
Organism: Micropterus salmoides (largemouth bass)
Lineage: Eukaryota; Metazoa; Chordata; Actinopteri; Centrarchiformes; Centrarchidae
Gene: dnaja3a
Product: DnaJ heat shock protein family (Hsp40) member A3a
Exons: 12
Coding region: 16-1518 (500 amino acids)
Biological process (GO): response to heat; protein folding; negative regulation of apoptotic process
Cellular component (GO): mitochondrion
Molecular function (GO): ATP binding; protein kinase binding; heat shock protein binding
Source: RefSeq, a predicted model, not a curated record
CACUCCGCCUUGGACAUGCGCAGUGACGCCGGAGCAGCGCUAGAUGAAGGAAUGAUGGCGUCCUCGGCUGCCCGCUGCUCCUCACGCUGGAUUACAGUCAUCGUGUCCUCUGGACAUCGCAGGGCCGCCGGCGCAGUUGUGUGCGUUGGCCAUGGCGGGGUCCGAAGUAUAUCUACACUGGGAGCAGAAACAUUGUGGCGGGGAGGGAACCUGAUGUGUGGCGGAGCAGGGAAAGCGUUGACAUUGAGAGGGCUGUCAGGUAUCAAAUCUCCCCAUGCUGUCUCCACACUGUCCUUUCACACAAGUGCCCCUGUUAGCAGUAAGCAGGACUUCUACCAGGUCCUUGGUAUACCUCGCACAGCAACCCAGAAAGAGAUCAAGAAAGCUUACUACCAGAUGGCCAAAAAGUAUCACCCUGACACCAACAAAGAUGACCCACAAGCCAAGGAAAAAUUUGCUCAGCUGGCUGAAGCUUAUGAGGUCCUGAGUGAUGAAGUAAAGAGGAAGCAGUACGAUACCUAUGGCUCAACAGGCUUUGACGCUGGUCAGGCCGGUGGAGGGCAGCAGUACUGGACUGGACAGACCAGCCACGUGGACCCAGAAGAGCUCUUCCGCAAGAUCUUUGGGGAAUUCUCUGGAGGCCGUGGCUUUGGAGACUUCAAUGCCAUAUUUGAUCAGCCACAGGAGUACAUCAUGGAGCUGACGUUCACUCAGGCUGCAAAGGGAGUCAACAAAGAGAUAUCUGUUAACAUAGAAGCAGCCUGCGAACGCUGUGAUGGUAAAGGCCAUGAGCCAGGCACCAAAGUUCAGCACUGCCACUUCUGCAACGGCUCCGGCAUGGAGACAGUGAACACGGGCCCGUUUGUGAUGCGCUCCACGUGUCGUCGCUGUGGCGGCAAAGGCACGGUCAUCUCCACCCCCUGUCACUCCUGCCGUGGGGCGGGGCAGACCAAGCAGAGGAAGGCUGUGAUGGUUCCUGUGCCUGCAGGAGUGGAGGAUGGUCAGACAGUCAGAAUGCCAGUUGGUAAGAAGGAGAUCUUCAUCACGUUUAGGGUCCAAAAAAGUCCCCUGUUCAGGAGGGACGGUGCAGACAUCCACUCUGACCUUUUUAUCUCUGUGGCCCAAGCUCUCCUGGGCGGCACGGCCAGGACACAGGGCCUUUAUGAAACACUAAACUUAUCCAUCCCUGCAGGCAUCCAGACAGACCAGAGGAUUCAUCUGGCAGGGAAGGGAAUCGCUCGUGUCAGUGGCUAUGGCUAUGGAGACCAUUAUGUCCAUGUCAAAAUAAAAAUACCCAAGACACUGACAGACAGACAAAAAGCUCUGCUAAUGAGCUUUGCUGAGGAUGAGACAGACGUUGAGGGGACGGUGAACGGUGUCACUGCCACCACCACAGAUGGGGGCAGCAGUGGUAAGCGGUCUGAGGCAGGGCAAAGCAGGCAUGGCAAGAAGGAAGGAGAGUUGAAACAAGAGGGGGGCUUCUUCUCCAAAUUAAAGAAAUUGUUUAGUUCUUCUUGACAGCCACAAACCAGGUAAAAGGUCAUCCUGGAACUGACAAGCUUCAUCAGUAGGGCAGAGGGGUGGACGGCGUAAAGUAAGAACAGCCAUAUUCUAAAGGAGCAGGUGCUUCAGGAGUAUUGGAUGAGGUCCACAGAGGUUCUGGAACGCAUCAGUACGGACCUACCUACCCAGUCCUGCAGUGAAUAAGGCAGAGGAUUACCUGCUCUAUAACUCUGCCAAAGUGAAUCCACACACAAGAGGGUGUUCAGGCGCACAAAUCACCUCUCUGUCAAAUGUCCAUUGAGGCCAUUUGGGCAGCAAAGACUUUAACAUUUAUUGCAACAGUCGGUCCAUGUUGGUUUUCAGUUUAUCAUCAGUAAGAACAACAUGAUACUAAAAGAAUCCAUGCGCACAGAAAUCAAUUAUUGUAUUGACAGAUACAACAGAUAAGUUUUUUGGGGUGGGGUACGUGAAGCUCCUAUCCUUUUAGUUCUGUAUGCUUUGGCUGUGUUUUCAUGAAUACUUAUGUCUGCAGUAGUCUCCUGUCUCAGAUUAAGGAACUGUGGUUAGAUAAAGUUGACUCGGGCUUUCCUUGUCUGUGAACACUGAUGACCGGACUGUCCCUCUUUUGACCCUUUUUAAAAACGAGAGUAAAUUCACUUGAGUUCUGCACCUUCAUUGCAUUUGUACAUACAGUAGACAAUUGUGGAUCAUAAAGUUGCAUCAAUGUGUGACAUAGAAGAGAUGUACUGUACGUAUAUAAUAAAGCUAUGGUCUGGGAAAAA